AUGGCUUUGUUUAUUUUUUUGCUACUUUCUACUUUCCCUGAUUCGAUAUUCUCGACUGCCACUAAUAUUGCCAUCACAUCACCCACCCAAAGUAUCACUCUCACAUCAUUUGAAAAGCUUCCUCUACCCUCCACUGCGACCUCUCCGGAGUCCUUGGCUUUCAAUUUACUAGGGGAAGGUCCUUACACUGGCGUCUCCGACGGCCGAAUUCUUAAGUAUAUAAGGCUUACUAAGUCUUUCGUAGACUUUGCCUACACUUCACCAAAUAGGACUCGGGCAUUUUGUGAUGGGACGACUAGCCUCGACAAGUCUCCGACCUGCGGGCUGCCUCUGGGACUGGAUUUCGAUUAUUUCACCGGUCAACUCUAUUGUUGUGAUCCAUUCGUCGGCCUUACCCGUGUAGGAGCAUUUGGAGGGCUGGCUACUACUCUUGUCCCGACUAAGGAUGGAGUGCCUUACCGCUUUCUCAUUGCCGUAACUAAGACUAGUGAUGGACCUGUCUAUUUUACAGAUGCCAGUGCUCUAGCCGGAGCUGUAGGGUUGGCCACCGACAGUGAUGCCUCAUUCCUCCUCGUUUCAGAGUUCAUUGCAAAGAGAAUUCUAAGGUAUUGGCUUAAAGGAGAAAAAGCUGGAACUUCUGAAAUUUUCUUGACAUUUCCAGGAGGCCCAAACAAGAUUAAGAGGAACCAAGAAGGAAACUACUGGGUUGCAGUGAAUGUUCCGAAAAAUGACUCCACCGUUGCACCCCAAGGUGUGAAAUUUAGCCCUUCAGGAGAAAUUCUAGCCAUGGUUGAUCUCAGCAAAGAGUACAAUAGCCGUAUUACAAUUGUUAUAGAAUAUAAUAACAAAAUAUAUGUUGGAGGUCGGAAUUUUCCUUUUGUGGGUCAGUACGAUAUCAAAUAUGUCUGA
This is a messenger RNA of Coffea eugenioides, 909 nucleotides long. Its product is annotated as protein STRICTOSIDINE SYNTHASE-LIKE 12-like. Lineage: Eukaryota; Viridiplantae; Streptophyta; Magnoliopsida; Gentianales; Rubiaceae. The record is from RefSeq and is a predicted model, not a curated record. The transcript is spliced from 3 exons. Bases 1 to 909 code for a protein of 302 amino acids.